UUCACUUUCAGUUUUCUAGUGAAAUUCUAUAUGUUCGGUUAGAAGCUAAAUUACUCAAUUCGAAAUGUUCACAUAAUAAACGUAAUUAUAUUUUUUAUAUUUAAUGACUGUGUCGUAUAAUUAUUAAAGUGCAGUGCUAUCGGGCAAUACGCUCUUCGUUAGAUAAGCUAAUAACAUUAUAACUAAUCUGUGAAAAAUCGAACCAAAGAAUUUGUUCAAAAGUGAUAAGAAAACAAUAGACGUACAGGUGCGCGUUAAUAUUGUUAGAACAAACAAUUACAUUAUAUGUUUCUUUGUUGUUAAACUUAGACUUUGUAUGCUGUUAAAGCAAGGUAUUUUUUGCAAUAUUGUAAACUUGACAAAAAUUUAAAAUUUUGUAUUUGUAAAUUUAAACUAAAAAAGAAUUCAAGUUUUGUUUACAUGCAAAAUGUGGCCAUUUGCAUCCAAUAUGAAAAUUGCUCUUCUGCAAUUUUUUUGUUUAAUACUAACAAUUGGAAUAAAUUGUGAAGAAACUAAUCCUCUGGUAUUUGCAACGACGGAAUGUUUUCUAAAGGAGCCAGUUUAUGAACAUAAAUUUGACUUUAGCAAGUUACAUUCAGAUUUUGCACACCAAGCCACUGGCAUGAAUGGUGAUGUCUUCGAGUAUAAUCUCUGUGGUAAUAUGACGCGUACUUGCGAUGGACAGAAAAAUAUUGCAGCGUGUUUAAAAAGAGGCGACAAGGAGUUUGUGCUCGGCACACAACAUCAACUACACUAUAGCAAUGGCAAAAUGUUUUUCAGCUUUCUAAAUGGCGCCAAAUGUCCCACUGGUGUAGCUGAUUUUCAGUUGUAUGUUGCCCUUGGCUGCGAUUACACUUUAGAUGAGAUACAAUCACAUGUGACACAGUAUGCUAAUAAUUCCUGUUCCUUCUACAUCACCUUGGAGUCGCCUGAAGCUUGCUUACCAGAACCAGAUGACGUUAAAGCUAACACGUGUACCUAUACCGAUACUUCAACUGGUCAUGUAUAUAACUUGAUGCCACUCAGUGAUAUGAAUUAUAUUACUACCGAUCGAGCUGGAUCUGCGUUUGUGAUAAAUGUCUGUAAACCAGUGCUCUAUGGCAGAAACAAUAUGUGUCCGGCUGGUAGCAGUGUGUGCUUUGUUUCCUUAAAAGCCACUGAUUAUAAGAAAAAGUACUUUAAUUACGGUACUGUCCAACCAAAUCCUACCUUCGAGAAUGGCAAAUUAGUCAUGCGUCUUAAGUCAGAUACCAUUUGCAAUGGUAAUGAAACUUAUUCUUCGGUUAUAUAUUUUUAUUGCGAUCCAAAUGUUAAGAAUGCUCAUCCGGAAUUUAUUGGUCUGCAUGGUUGCGUAAAUGAAUUUUCGUUUGUCACGCCAUUGGCCUGUAAUAAUUUGGCGCCUUGUACGACCAUAACGCACGGUAAUGAAAUUCUUGAUAUGAGCAGUUUAAAGGAUAAACCGUUCACCUUACAGUUGCAGGAUAAGAGUUAUACAUUCGCUGUGUGUUCCGGUGCAGGGCAGCCGUGCUUGGAAAAUGAUGGAAAAGGUUAA
This is a messenger RNA of Teleopsis dalmanni, 1552 nucleotides long. RefSeq names its product cation-independent mannose-6-phosphate receptor-like. Gene Ontology annotation, biological process: lysosomal transport. Bases 428 to 1552 code for a protein of 374 amino acids. Gene Ontology annotation, molecular function: signaling receptor activity; D-mannose binding. Lineage: Eukaryota; Metazoa; Arthropoda; Insecta; Diptera; Diopsidae. The transcript is spliced from 9 exons. The record is from RefSeq and is a predicted model, not a curated record. Gene Ontology annotation, cellular component: trans-Golgi network.